AGACAAUAGUGUCGCGUCGCCCCUUUCCGACUGUGACCCCUUAAGAGCGGAAGUUUACUCAAUUUUCCACUCCCCACCCCUUGCUUAGGGAUCCUCCCUAUCCAGUUAUGGCCAGACACACCUCGCUCGACUCCGAAAGACCAAUCAUGGCUCAAUCUAACCGGACGUCGAAGAGAUUCUCGACUGUGAGCGGGAGCCCCUCAGUUGCGUCAUCGGAGCUCUCGAGUCUGCCCAGUGGGGAUCCCCGACUGGCCGACUUUCACCAUCUGCGGGACGGCUUGGAGCGAUUGGAGAAUAAGCCCCUGCUGAAGCAGCGCUUUGUUCCCACCCCCGAGAAGAGCGACAACCUCAGCAAAUUGGCGCUGGGAGCGAAAGUCGAGCGCGCCCUCGACCGAAGAAUGACAGGCCAGGAUGCCAUCAUGCGCGAGCCCACCUUGAAUGAGAAGGCCGUUGUCGACUCGACUGCGUCCCCUUGAUAUGAAUCUCAGUGCCUUUUUUGAGAUGUCGACUGGUUACCGUGCAUGACUCUUAUGGUUUUUUGUGAUCGGAACCCUCGCACCCUGGGACCCAAAGUCACUUCUUCCCUCCGCCUGUCGGUAUCGGGUGCGACGGAACACUUUCAAACGCGUCUGAUAUUUAUCACUUUCUGGAUGAGAAGCCUGUCUAAUAUCUGUUUUCAUACCCCUGCCUCGA
Molecule: messenger RNA, 693 nt
Organism: Aspergillus fijiensis CBS 313.89
Lineage: Eukaryota; Fungi; Ascomycota; Eurotiomycetes; Eurotiales; Aspergillaceae
Exons: 3
Coding region: 108-476 (122 amino acids)
Source: RefSeq, a predicted model, not a curated record